CUCCCUCUUCCUCUCCCCCUCUCUCGCUCUCCCCCUCUCCCCCUCUCCAGCCACAAGCACACACUUGCAGCAAAGAAGACUAUGAGCUCCAAACGCCUCAGCAAAACCUAUAAAGUUGUAGGCACAAAGGUUUGUGCACCAAGGGCAGCCGACGAAAUCAGAGUUUCUGGGGUGAUCCAGGCUUGUAGGAACGACCCUUCGGGUAGCAAUGUGUACACAAUCAUGUUAGAUGAUGGCUCACUGAGGGAAUAUGCAGAAGAGGACAUAUUCUGCAUCGAUGUCAAAGUAUCUGGAAAAGGAAAAUACAGAUAUAAUCAGAAGAUGUUUUUGAAUUGCAAAAACAGCGAGUCGGUUGCCGUGCCUGUGGAGCAGGUGAGGAGCGAUGAGUCUUUAAGGUUGGCGGAGACACGCUGCCUUACAGCCAAGAGAGUUGAAGACCGGUAUCUGGAAAACAAAUGUAAGCGAGUUGGCGAGGCGGAGAGGGAGUGUGCGGCGCGCCCCCUUGGCUCAGUGUCAGAACAGAAACGCCUCCUCGCUUCACCAAACAUCGACGUCCCUCACAGGAAACCCUCUGAAGAAGCGGACAUGGAUGAAGUCAUGGCAGCUGCGGUUCUGACCAGCCUGUCCACCAGUCCCCUGGUCCUGAGCCCAAACACAGGGACGCAGUUAUUAGACAAGGUGCUGAAGGAGGGUCCGUCUCUGUCGGUCAGCUUUGACAGCAGCACCACCAGCGGCAACUGGAGUUGGGACGUCCCGAGUGACCACUCCAACCCGUCCACCCCGUCGCCACCCUUGCCCGCUGACGGCUCCAAGCCCUGCCCGCUGUCCGGGCAAUCGGACGAUGGCAUCGACGAACCAGAGGCAACUCACUUCCUGUUCGAGGAACCUACUCCCAGGAAAAGAAAGAAUUCCAUGAAGGUCAUGUUUAAAUGUUUGUGGAAGAAUUGUGGGAAGGUUCUAAGCACGUCAUCAGGGAUGCAGAAGCACGUACGCACACUCCACUUGGGGCACAAUGUCGACUUGGACCUCUGCGAUGGCGAAGAAGACUUCUACUACUCAGAGAUUGACGUCGAUGUAGACUCACUAACGGAUGGUUUGAGCAGCCUGACGCCAAUGUCGCCAACGGCAACCAUGGCUCCCGUUUUUCCCAGUGUGGAUUGUGGAUCGUCCAACCCGGUCUCGGUGAGGAGCGAGGAGAAGAUGGUCACCCCCCUGAGUCGCUCUGCCCCGACUAACCUGUACCACGUCCGCACUGACCACGCCUACCAGGCGACUACACCAGUCAGCAUCCCUGUAACAUCCAAGUUCUGUCCAAAUGGGUCCGGAUUCAGCAUAUCGUUGCAGUCUCCACCCGUAAUCUUUAAAGGCUCACAGGGUCCUUUAACACAAAUUCGUCCAGUAAGUAUCGUUGACAAGAGGCAGACGUCUCACCCAUCCUUGAAGGUACACACCCCUCUCAUCUCGUCCCCGAAACAAGGGCCAGGAACUAGGAAGCCGAGAGGUGAAGGAAAGAAAUGCCGGAAAGUUUAUGGAAUGGAGAACCGGGAUAUGUGGUGCACUGCCUGUCGCUGGAAGAAAGCCUGUCAGCGAUUUGUUGACUGAAUGAAUGAUCGAACGGCACUUUCUGUAUUUUGUACACUCUAAUAAGACCCAACUGCUCGCAGUUUCCUGAACAAUCAAUUCUAGUGAGAGAGGGGCAAGACAAUGAUAAAAGCAAGGAACGCCUAAAGCACGAUUGGGUUUGGGUAAAGCACUUGUAAUUACAUCAGAUACUAUCAAAAAUAUUCACUUUUUUUCAAAAAUAAGCUAAAGACUCUAUUUUCUUUGAACUUGCUGUGUUUUCUGCGGCAUUUGAACCAGCUGACAUUUUAGUUUUUCCAAUAACAAAUCCUUUUUUUGCCAAGUUGAUAAAAGUCCAAAAACAUCGGUUUACUUUUUGACUGCCAUGUUUGCACGCUAGCGCCUCGGUUCAGUUCCGCCCCCCUCGUGUAUAAGGGCAAACUCCAACCUUGAGCAGGAAUUAGUUCCUCCUGCCGCUGCAGAGCUGCUUGCGAUUUGCAUUGUUUCAGGAAACGCACGCAGAACUUUUCAAGAUUUUUUUUUUCCGUCGUCGAGCUUUCGCUUUUUACUGCAUUAUAAAAAAAUUGUACAUUUUAUAGUUUUGAUUUUUUGAUGAUAUACAAAGGAAAAAAAAAAUCUAAAUUUUAAAAUUGCUUUUACUGUGGAAACACAUUACUGUCAUAAAUUGUGUGUUUUUUUUAAAUUUUUGCUCUAAAGGUUUUGGUUGGUAAAUUGGAAGCUAGAAUAGGUUCAGACCUGGCUGGAAGCUCUAGGGCGUGCACUUGGCCUUCUGCACAGUGAAGAAUUGGAGAAACACACAAGUUGCCAAAGUUGCACCCUGCUAGGGCAUGUGAGGUAUAAAUAAUGUCUUUUCACUGUAAAAUAAGAUUUGUAGCAUAGCCUUAGUUUUAAGUUUUCGAGAAGAGAGAAGAAUCAAUCUGAUGAAAGUGGGUUUGCCUUGACGAUCCAUUUUCAUGAAUGUACGAUUACCAUCUUUUCACAGUCUUUUAGUGCUGGUUGCCAUUUACACCUUUCUUUUUAAGCUAUUCCGCAAUUGUAUCUGCUCACCACCGCAGUUUUCUUUGCGUUUUCUUCAUGUGGUCACGUUUCAAUGACCAACAGAGAACUCUGCACCUUCUUGUAGUAUCAGGAUAUUAAGCUAAGUCCAGUCCAAUUUACCACCAGUUCCAUCUCAUCUCCAGGCAAAACACUUCAUCGCAAGCGAAAACCAACCCAGGCAGCUUCCAACAUCUAACGGAUUGAUCACACGAAAGGGUUUAAGAUUGCUUUGGAUCCAGUUGGUCAUUGGCCAGCAAGUGACACAAUGAAGUUUCUCAACACAUUUGAAGUAAUCGGUAGUUUGAUGACGUGUAGGAGCAGAAUUAGGCCAUUCGGCCCAUCAAGUCUACUCCGCCAUUUAAUCACGGCUGAUCUAUCUCUCCCUCCCAACCCCAUUCUCCUGCCUUCUCCCCAUAACCCCUGACACCCGCACUAAUCAAGAAUCUAUCUAUCUCUGCCUUAAAAAUAUCCACUGACUUGGCCUCCACAGCCUCCUGUGGCAUUAAAUUCCAUUUGCCAAACAAAUAAAUGUGAUGAAUUGUUUUUACAAAGAUUUGCUUUGUAAUCUCAAAUCUUUUAAAGCAGUAAAAAUCUGAAAUGAGAGUAUGUUUAGCUGAUAUACUGUCCCUUCUGUAAUAUCCAGCCCGUAUAUGAACCAUCAAG
This is a messenger RNA of Amblyraja radiata (thorny skate), 3282 nucleotides long. Its product is annotated as zinc finger protein 704-like. NCBI's taxonomy places the organism in Eukaryota, Metazoa, Chordata, Chondrichthyes, Rajiformes, Rajidae. Bases 82 to 1602 code for a protein of 506 amino acids. Gene Ontology annotation, biological process: regulation of transcription by RNA polymerase II. Gene Ontology annotation, molecular function: DNA-binding transcription factor activity; RNA polymerase II cis-regulatory region sequence-specific DNA binding. The record is from RefSeq and is a predicted model, not a curated record. Gene Ontology annotation, cellular component: nucleus. The transcript has 9 exons.